CCAUCACGACAUCCAAUUAAGGACAUAGGGUUGUGCAUGUUCGUCCAACGAGCCAGCCUCGCGGGACGGCGCUUUAUGUCAGCCAUGGCCCAAUCCAUGACUCCAAUGGAAGAUGCUCUGCGGACAAAGAUCACAGAGGCGCUGAAGCCUACAAGUUUGGAAAUCUUCAACGACUCUCACAAGCACGCCCAUCACAAGGCCAUGCAAGGAGUGACUAGCAGAGAAACACACUUCCGCGUAUACAUCACAUCACCAGCCUUCCAGGGCAAGAUGCAGGUUGCAAGACAUCGCAUGGUCAAUGCUCUAAUGAAAGACGAAAUGGCAAAAGAAGGCGGCAUCCACGCCCUACAACUUACCACUCGAACGCCAGAAGAAGAUGAAGCCAGGAAGCAAAAGGAAGCCGCACAGUCUUAGGCACCUUUGUUUGUAUUUUCUUUUCUCUGUAUACUCCAGAUACCCAAAUGAGUGUGAGCUCAAGGCAAAAAAGAAUCAAACAUAAACACCCGGCAGAUCUGCACUGUAACGAACGACACAGCCAUCCUCGCUGCAACCUGUCACUUACGAUCCUUUUUCUUCAACG
This is a messenger RNA of Bipolaris sorokiniana ND90Pr, 580 nucleotides long. RefSeq lists its product as uncharacterized. NCBI's taxonomy places the organism in Eukaryota, Fungi, Ascomycota, Dothideomycetes, Pleosporales, Pleosporaceae. The record is from RefSeq and is a predicted model, not a curated record. The transcript has 3 exons. The coding region runs from base 85 to 414 and encodes 109 amino acids.